UUGGAGGCAACGAUAAACCCCAAUGCCAAAUUCUCAUCUCAAAUUCCCAGAACACCCCAAAAUUCCCCACACUUUUCGCCUAGGUCUCCACCUAUAUCCUCGCUCAACUCAAUAAUUUAUAUUGAUUUUGGUGGGGGGCUAUCACAACAUACAACAACAAUUGAUCAGCUGAUUUCUCUGCAAAAAUGCCGUCAUCAUCAGCGAAUUUGUGGGUUUUAUUAGGGCUUGGGAUUGCGGGGAUAUUGAUUAUGACGAAGAAGCUGAAGCGGGCGGUGAGGGCUGAUUUCGGAGCCUUUAUAGAGCGGUUGCAGCUGUUGCCGCCGCCGCAACCCCUCCCUCCCAAAGCUCCUCACCCUCUUACUGGCCUAUCUUUUGCGGUUUCUGAUGUAUUUGACAUUGAAGGACUUGUUACUGGGUUUGGCAAUCCAGACUGGUCCAGGACUCAUGAACCUGCAACCCGGACAUGCCCUGUGGUUGCUGCCCUUGUUGAUGGAGGUGCUACAUGCGUUGGGAAAACUGUUGUGGAUGACAUGGCAUUAGGUGUUAGUGGAGAAAACAAGCAUUACGAUACACCAACUAAUCCUGCUGCACCUGCACGAGUACCAGGUGGAGCUUCGAGUGGUGCUGCUGUUGCUGUUGCUGCGAAACUUGUUGAGUUUUCAUUGGGCAUAGAUACUGAUGGCGGCGUGCGAUUACCUGCUGGAAACUGUGCCGUAGUUGGCUUUCGACCAUCUCAUGGCACCGUUUCCCUUUCUGGGGUAAUUCCUGUUUCAGAAAGUCUUGACACAGUUGGUUGGUUUGCAAAGGAUCCCAGUGUACUUCGUCGUGUUGGUCAUGUGCUGCUGCAGGUCCCAUAUGCUGCACAACGCAAUCCAAGGACUUUUGUCAUUGCUGAUGACUGUUUUCAGUUAACAAAGGUUCCUGCAGACCGGUCUCAGAUGGUGACAAAAGCCAUCGAAAAGCUUUUUGGAAGACAAGUUCUACGGCAUGAAAAUCUAAGUGAUUAUAUAAAAUUGAAGGUUCCAAGCUUAAAAACAUUCAGUGUCAUUCAAGCAAAUGGUGAUGGUAAAUCUUCUCCAUUAAGAAUGCUAGUGAAUGCCAUGCAGAUAAUUAAAAGUUAUGAGUUCAGGAAAAAUCAUAAUGGAUGGAUCAACUCAGUAAAUCCUACUCUGGAUCAUGUUAUCUCAGCACAAUUACGAGAAACAUCGGAUUUGAGUGAUGCAGACAUUGAGAAAUGUCGCUUAAUUAGGGUCGAAUUGCGUUCUGCUAUAGAUGCGCUUUUAAAGGAUGAUGGAAUAUUAGUUAUUCCUACUGCCCCUGGUCCUGCAAAACUUGAAUCCAAAGAGAGUUAUUCUAAGGAAUAUUUGAUUCAGGCGACCACCCUGUCAAGUUUAGCUACUAUGUCAGGCUGUUGUCAGGUUGCAGUACCAAUGGGUUUCCACGAAAUGUGCCCAGUUUCUUUGUCGCUUCUUGCCAGACACGGGGGUGAUAGGUUUCUGCUAGAUACAGUGCAGUCUAUGUAUACAUGUUUACAGGAACAGCUUGAUACCGCCUCAAAACCUAAAGUAUCUAGUAAAACUGUGACAAAUGAAGAGUCUGCUAAUGUUGCCAAAGAAAAGGGCAAUCAAGCAUUCAAAGAUAAACAAUGGCAGAGAGCUAUUGGAUAUUAUACAGAAGCCAUCAAGCUCAAUAGUAGUAAUGCAACUUAUUAUAGUAACAGGGCUGCAGCUUACUUGGAGAUUGGAAGUUACAUUCAAGCUGAAGCAGAUUGUAGCCAAGCAAUUGAUCUUGAUAAGAAGAACGUAAAGUCCUAUCUGAGGAGAGGAACAGCUCGGGAAAUGUUGGGCUACUAUAAAGAAGCAAUGGAAGAUUUUGGAUAUGCGCUUGUUCUUGAACCAAACAACAAAAGAGCAUCUCAAUCUCUGGACAGGCUGAGGAAGUUAUUUGAGUAGUUAAUCAGAUAUACCUCAAUUACCUAUAGAUGUUUUGUGUAAACGGCGUUCAAGCAGCUUCCAGUUACCAAUUUUCUACAAAAAACGAACGUCUUGAAUGUAAGCGACAGACACAGUCCACUCUUUAGUUGUCGCAUACGCCAUUUAUAUUUUUUGUUGUAGCACCACACUAUUCAUCUCAGAUAUGGGCUGUCUUCAGCUUAUAACUUUUUUCGGCCUAGCUGUGCCUUAGCCAACAAUAAAAAGGUUGGAUUAUUUUUAUCGCAA
Molecule: messenger RNA, 2219 nt
Organism: Salvia splendens (bonfire salvia)
Lineage: Eukaryota; Viridiplantae; Streptophyta; Magnoliopsida; Lamiales; Lamiaceae
Product: outer envelope protein 64, chloroplastic
Exons: 13
Coding region: 186-1952 (588 amino acids)
Molecular function (GO): protein binding
Source: RefSeq, a predicted model, not a curated record